CCACGACUCCGGGGCGCUGUACUUUUUUGAAGCGCCUUUUAAAAACUUGUCAAUUUAUCUCGUAGAGUAUAGAUUAGUAGAUAGACAUCAGAGUAGGUUCAAUGUAACAAGUAUUGCCUAAAACAAAUUAGUUAACAUGUUUCAUACUGCUUGCAUUAUUUUGAGCGUUUUAUGCUGCUUUAUAUCAAAAAGUCAAGGAUUAUUCGGAGAGGACGAAGCAUGUUAUUCAUUCGCUGGUGGUACCGUUUAUCCAACCGGUACUAAACACGCGAGCCACCAGUUGCAAACUACUCAAGCCGUCAUUGGAAAACAGGCACCCUUUUGGGAGGGUACCGCAGUCAUUGAAGGAGAAUUUAGGGAUCUAAAGCUGACAGAUUUUAAAGGAAAAUAUUUAGUAUUCUUCUUUUAUCCCUUGGAUUUUACCUUUGUUUGCCCAACUGAGAUAUUAGCCUUCUCGGAUCGGUUGGCAGAGUUUAGAAAGCUAAAAACUGAGGUGAUUGCAGCUUCUGUCGACUCUCAGUUCACUCAUCUUGCCUGGAUCAAUACACCCAGAAAGGAAGGUGGUCUAGAAAAAAUCAAAAUUCCGUUGCUUUCUGAUCUCACUCAUAAAAUAUCAAAGGAUUAUGGAGUUUAUCUAGAGGAUCUUGGACAUACUUUGAGAGCUCUGUUCAUCAUCGAUGGCAAAGGAAUACUGCGCCAAAUCACAAUGAACGAUCUACCAGUUGGAAGAUCGGUCGAUGAAACCUUACGUUUGGUACAGGCAUUCCAAUAUACAGACGAACACGGGGAGGUCUGCCCUGCUGGCUGGAAACCAGGGCAAGACACUAUUAUUCCAAACCCGGUGGAUAAGAAGAAAUUCUUUGAAAAAAAUCUUUUGUAAUUACUUGAUGUUGUACAUUGUCUAUUUUUAUAUAAUUUCGAAGAAUAAAAAUAUAGUCUCUCUUUAA
This is a messenger RNA of Athalia rosae (coleseed sawfly), 947 nucleotides long. It is a transcript of the gene Prx2, whose product is annotated as peroxiredoxin-2. The coding region runs from base 137 to 880 and encodes 247 amino acids. Gene Ontology annotation, cellular component: cytosol; endoplasmic reticulum. Gene Ontology annotation, biological process: hydrogen peroxide catabolic process; cellular response to stress; response to oxidative stress. NCBI's taxonomy places the organism in Eukaryota, Metazoa, Arthropoda, Insecta, Hymenoptera, Athaliidae. Gene Ontology annotation, molecular function: thioredoxin peroxidase activity. The transcript is spliced from 5 exons. The record is from RefSeq and is a predicted model, not a curated record.